AUGCUCAGGGUUCGGCUCUUCACUUUCAUGCGCAGGCAACUCCUCUUCAUCGGCUUCGGGCUCCGCGCAAAGGUGAUGCAAAAUCACGGACCUAGUCUCGGACUUCUUCCAGCUCAGCGAGUUCAAGCACUUCUAGUUGUCUUGUCAAACGUCUCACACUUGCUUCAAAACUGCCGCCUUCUCGUCGAACUAUCCUACUCUAUCGGUGCUGGGGUCCAGGGUGCCGCCCGAGGGAAGCACUCCAGGGCUGCCAGCCGGAGUGUUGCUACCUUUUGUUCAACAGUCCAGCUGUCCCACACCAACAGCAUGCCUGUAGGAGCAAGCAGCUGA
This is a messenger RNA of Symbiodinium natans, 330 nucleotides long. Lineage: Eukaryota; Dinophyceae; Suessiales; Symbiodiniaceae. The record is from the annotation of a GenBank genome assembly.